GUGCACCUCGUCACUUCCUUUUCUCUUGGUUGUCUGUCGAUUCUCAAAAUGUCGAUGUUAGAUGGUCCGUUAAAUGUGCUCGGCCAGAGGACAACUGGCGAAUCAGUUCGCACUCAAAAUGUCAUGGCCGCAUCAUCCAUCGCCAACAUCGUUAAGAGCUCACUGGGACCAGUUGGCCUCGACAAGAUGUUGGUGGACGACAUCGGGGAUGUGACCAUCACCAACGAUGGAGCAACCAUCCUGAAGCUGCUGGAAGUGGAGCACCCAGCUGCUAAGGUCUUGUGUGAACUGGCUGAACUGCAGGACAAGGAGGUCUAAGAUGGGACCACAUCUGUG
Molecule: messenger RNA, 336 nt
Organism: Cyclopterus lumpus (lumpfish)
Lineage: Eukaryota; Metazoa; Chordata; Actinopteri; Perciformes; Cyclopteridae
Product: T-complex protein 1 subunit alpha-like
Exons: 3
Coding region: 49-318 (89 amino acids)
Biological process (GO): protein folding
Cellular component (GO): chaperonin-containing T-complex
Molecular function (GO): ATP binding; ATP hydrolysis activity; ATP-dependent protein folding chaperone
Source: RefSeq, a predicted model, not a curated record